UUUUUAAUGUUAUUUAUCACGUAAAUCCUUUUCAUAUGCAGAUUUAGAUGAAACUUUAAUUCAGAUUUGAAUAGUUUUAUAGGCUUCUCAGUAUUCAGUCUUGAAAAUAUGGUUUUACAUGGUUUAAAAAUUAUAAAUUUGACUUUACCGCGUUUAUAGUUCAAGGACGUUCUAGCUGUCUCUUUCGCUCUCAUUGUUCUGGGCGCCAGUCUAGAUGAGCGAGCUGUAGCGUACAUUUCCUACUCGAUAAAUUGUUUUUCAGGCGUUCCGCCAUUAUUAUUAAAUAUUUCAUCAUUGGUGAAGCUAUAAUACAUUACAUUAGAGGACAUUUUAACCGUAUAACUCAUCAUUUGUGCCAUAAGUUUGUGGGAUUGCUGUGAAUGCGUGUUUAAAGUGCCUCAUUUCCUGUUUCAUAUUGUACAGAAAGAAACAAGCAACUGCGACGAGUGAACUCUUUUUCGUUAUCACAGAAGCGAAGCGAGCGACACUCGGUUUGUCUGCGCCGCUGGCCUAUGGAGCCGGCGGGAGAUUGAUUUUGCGGAUAAUGUGCGAGCCCGGCCCUCGGGUCGUAGUGAACGUGAAUAGCAGUGUCAGUGCAGUGUAGUGUAGUGUUAGUGUCCCCUGUGUUACAUAAGUGUGGGGAUGGUCGGGGUGGAGAACCCGCCGUGAGGCUCGGGGCGGGCUGGCGCGGGCAUGGCCCCCGCGCUCCACGACGCUGCCCGCGACGCCGCUCCCCCCCCGCCCUCCGCGCAGGACCGCAGACGGGCGCUCGCGUCCGUCGACAACGUGCCCCUCAUGGACGAGGACGACAUGGGCCUCGCCAACGCCCCCAACCUCGUCAAAGACUCCCAGGAGAUGGAGCAGAUACUGGUCGAACUCGGAAAUGGUGAGCUGGGAAACGCUGACCUGCUCCAAGCCAUCAAAACUCUAGAGAGUGGUGGUGACAAUCUAUCUACUGGAGAUACUGAUGCCAUAUUCCCCCUCAGCGGGUUUGACUUGCCAGAUGCAUUGGAAUCCGAGGGGGAUGCAGCUGAGGACAAAAUAAGACUGUUACAGGCCCGCCUUGAGCGGCGCUGUGCAUUUCUACAAAGGAGGCUGCGAAUACUGCAAGCCCAAGCUAUUGGGAAGAGAGUGUCUGAGGAAGUAGCCCAGACGUUUGAUAAGUGUGUGAGAGGUGCCCGUAAAGAUGGCAGUGGAAGAACUAAUGGCUUGAAGGCAUUGCUGAAGAGAAUCGAGACUACAUCCGCUUUGCAGGCCAGUGCUGCAUCACGGUCUGUAGUUGGACCUAAAUAUUUCAAUGCUGGGACAUCUAAGGGUGAUGCUUCAAAGUCAGCGUCUGUUGGGAUACCAUCAGGGACUCUGACUGGUUUGGAGGACACGGCUGGGGCACUGCGGUCCCACCUGACUGUGGUGAAGCGGGAGCUGGACUCUGAUGCUACUCUGUCAUCAUCUGGAGCUGAGAGCAAUGAUGAAGCUGUGGUGUACAACAAUCCUCAUCAACAACCCAUGCCCAUUGAGAAGCGCGCACUGUGGUCGUGGCAGCGCGCGCGCGCGUCCAUCGCGUCGCGCUGGGGCUGGCUGCAGGCGCAGGUGCAGGAGCUCGAGUACAAGAUACGCCAGCACGCCGACCUUCAUCGACAGGUGCGCUCAGCAAAAGGCACCAUAGAGUUUGAGGGCGAGCCGGCGGCCUACGAGGGGCCUCUGCCGGGCGACGCGGAGGUCGACUCGUGCGCGCGCGUCCGACCACUCAAGAGAGAGAGCUUCAAGAAGAGGAAACUGCUCCAGAUGCAUAAUCUGCAUACUGCUACGGAGAAGGCGGCUAAACCUGCUGAUGUCAGAUGCGGCUGCCUACACCCAGUAGAGAGCUGCGCGGUGUGCACGGGGCGGCCGGUGUCGCUGGAGCCGCUGCCGGCGUGGAGCUGCCUGCCGCCCGCGCAGCGCCUGGCUCGCGCGCAGCCGGCCCACCACCCCGUGCUCAGUGACGUUAGAGACAUAUCCCCGUCCAUGCAUCUCUCGGCGCUAUCGUCCCGCGCGUGGUUCCGUUCCCGUGCCUGGCGGGCGGGGCGGCCGCAGCGAGCCCCCGCCCGCCCCCCGCGCCGCCCGCCGCCGCCUGACCCGCCUGUGCGACGGUUGAAGCGCGGGCGGCCGCCGCUGUCGCGCAAGCUGCGAGAACGCGAGCGAUUGCACGCGGACGACGACGCCGCCUCCAGCCACGAACGCACGCCGCGGCCCCGAGCCAGCACAGAGUCGCGCGCGCGCCCGCACUCCGCCUACGACAUCGACAACAUCGUGAUCCCGCAGAGCGUCGCCGCCAACACGCGCCCCGAGAUACUGCUCUACAAGGAGAUCAUCACGCCCAAAUGGCGCGUGAUGGAGGUCCCUGAGGAGCCGCUUAACAACGGCGUCUCGAAGGAACACUACAACUACUACCGACACAGCUUGUCGGAUAGCGAGGACGAGGACAUAUCGGACGCGGCGGUCAAGGCGCGCCACAUCCGCUCUGAAGUGUCUGAACGCAGCCGCUUCCUGCAGAAGCAGCGGUCGCGCCGCGCGCACGCCGGCACGGAGGGGGACGCGCCGCCGCCCGCGCCGGCGCCUGUGUUGCCGCUGGUGCCGCAUGAGACAGUAAAACCCUACUCGCCGCGCCAGUUCCCGCUGCCGGACACGACCUACACGGACAUGCUGUCGGCCAUGCCGGACGGGCACCGCCACGCGUCGCCUGAACCCUCCACCCCGACUAACAACGACAACGACCACGACGAAGACAUGGAGUCACUGUCGCUGUCACCGAUGUCGCCGCUAGUCUUCGAGGGCGAUGACCCUGAUGAUGUGGAGUGGGACCCCAUGAGGGAGAAAGGGGAGAGACGGAAAAGCCACGCGUACAGAUGAGAUGGUGGUGCGUAGUGAGGAUAGUGAAGUGAAGUGUGACUGUGCUAUUGUGAUGUUGGGUUUGUGUCUAGAGUUUGGUCGGAUAGAUGUGCUUGUCUGAAAGUAGCUUGUAAACACAAGUGAUGCAAAUACAUACAUUUUAGACAUGCACACUUAUCGGGUAGUAACUCUAUAUACCAGAGAUUAGUAAGGUGAGUCGUGUGUUUGAUCAAAGCUAAGAAGAUAAAAUAUCAUAAUAAUAUGACAAUUAUUAUGACAUUGUUUAGUAUUGCCUUGCAUAUCUCUGGUGGAUAUAGAAAUUUGAGGCUCUGAGUGACCUAGAGUAAAGGAGACCCAAAAUGUUAAUUGUAUAUAAAUUGAUUCAGUAGUAUUUUUUGUAAAACCAUUAAUAUUGUUCGCCAGUGUAUUAAAAUCCAAAGUAACACACAAAACUAAUUAAACAGGGUUGCUACAGUCCUUGCGGUUCCGGUAAUGUUGGGUUGGUUGAUGGUGAAAGUAUACGCAAUAGUGUGUUCAAAAAUUUGGAAAAUUCUCAUUGAUUCUUUGCUGGUGUUGCCAAAAUAUACUCUUUAUGAGUAGGUAUAUUUUAAAAUUUGUGGUUUAGGUAAUGUUAUUAUGCUAAUGAUUAAUCAUAACAAGCAGUGAUGUAACUACCCCCGUGUGUAUGAACCCAUCCCAGUGCGUAAUGUUAACAAAAUGUUUACCUACUUUACCAUGAACAAAUACUAUUUAUACUAUUUUCGCAUGCCUGUAAAUAAUUCAGAGAUAUUAAUUGGGCUUAUUGUCUUUAUGUACAUCUUAUAAACAUUAAUUUCAUAAUAUGUAAGGCCUAAAAUAAGCCAUAUCUUGUGUCUUACUAUAAUAUAAACAUAAUUUCCUUGAUAAUAAUGUAUUUCAAGAUACAUUAUUAUAAAAUAUCCUAAACAUAAUUUAACUGUUCAAGGGUAAGAGAAUAAGUAUUUUCUAAAUUUAGAUACACAUUAAAUUGGAAUAUGUAUUGUAUUUUGUAAACUAAUUAAUAUGAUAUGAAUGCUUUAUGAAGUAAGUUAAAAUAAACUUUUAUUAAUUUGCGUUACUCUAUGUAAUGUUGGUCGGGUAUAUUUUAUUUUACUGGUCGUUUUGGUUUGACAAAUAUUGUUUAUGUAGAGUUAAAUGAAGUAUUGUAACUUAAUGUUCAAGUCCAAAAGUGUAAAGCUUUACUAUUUGUAAGAUAAUAACCAUCGUAAAAGAUUUCAUUACUUCUUAUGUGGAUGUAAAUAUAUGUGUGAAGGUAAUAUUAACGGCUGUUAAUCCUAUAAACAUUUUGUAUAAAAUGUAUUCUGAUCAAACCAGUGUGCUACAUUUAAUUUACAUUCCCACAAAAACCUUUGUUAUUAUUUAAUACUAUGUGUAUUGAUUUAAAUAAGUACAUAACGCUGCAUAACAAAUACCAAUGUAUUAGUUAAGUAUCUAUUCAGAAACAUGUCUAGUUUGUUCACUAUAAUAAAUAACUAGUAUUUUUCGGCUAAAUAAGUGUCGAGGAUACGUGUGUAAAAAUAAUUAUUGUGUUGUUAAGAUUUUAGAUGUAAGGGUGUUUCCACACAGUACACUUUCUGUAGCAACGCAAGCAAGAGUCUUGUGAGUGUUUUGUGCAAACUGAGAGCCUAGUGUAGGUUUUCCUUAACCGAUCGAGUAGUGAAAACGAACGCAAAUUUGUAUGGUGCGGAGCUAGUACAGCGCCAGCGCGUGAUCGCUCACCCGCGCCAUACAAAUUCUCGAUACUCGUCACUACUCGAACGGUGUAAAACUAGCACUCAGCAUGGUGGUUAUCUGUUUGUUGACAUCGGAGACUGGUGUUUGUCUUGUUACAAAAGCUGUGGGGAGAGCGGUGUUCGCCGCCGCCAAGCGUUGUGUAAAUACUGGGCGGACACUGGCAGUAACUAAUAGACUGGCUACAAUAUAAUGAGAAUCUCUCUAAGAGAACGGCAAAUCUAAUUACAAUGAUUACAAGGGAAAUGUGAUACCUUACUAGAUAAGGUACGAGCAUGAGUGUAGUACGAACGCAUGGUGUGAAGUGGAUAAAUAACGCAUUUGCUUGUGUCAUACAUAAUUGAUGUGAAAAUCUGGCGAAUGAUUGCAGAAAUUGAAUGAAGUAUGUUUCUAUUUUUAAGAGAAGCCAAAGUCUUCUUGUUUGUUUGUAAGUGUACUUUUAGUUUUUUAAGAUGAUGACUUGAGUCAAGUUUUAAAGAGCGCUUCAGAAAUACAGAUGUCUUGUAUAGUAUAAAGAAUAAAAGUUAAAAUUGAAGAGUU
Plutella xylostella (diamondback moth) is the source of this 5178-nucleotide messenger RNA. Lineage: Eukaryota; Metazoa; Arthropoda; Insecta; Lepidoptera; Plutellidae. The record is from RefSeq and is a predicted model, not a curated record.